UAUGCAUAUAUUGACAUCAUUUUAUUUGUGUAUUUGUGUGAAAUAGAAGCCCUAACAUGGCAGCUCGAUCGAAAACAAUUCAAUAAAAAUAACUACAUUAAUAUGAUAAAUUGAUAACGCAAGUAUUUAUUGGAUUAACAUAAAGUGUCAUUUAAUUUUAACAAUAAUAAUUAAUAAAGGGAAUUAUUUGUACGGUGGAUAUUACAUACGUAUUACAUACACAAUAUUUUUAUUUAAAAACUACAGUAUAGUAUCUUACUAAACUAUUGUUUUUUUUGUGUGCUAGUAGACCAGUGUUUUUUUUCUCUCUCAUUCUUCCAGUGGAAUUCAAACUUUUGUAACGGUCGCCAAGUGUCAUCAAGUAUUUUAUCAAAAAUAAAUAAAAAUAUUUACUCCAAAAUAACAAUUUAUUCAACAAAUUAUAUAGAUUAUAAUAAAGAGUAAAUUGAUAGUCAAUAAUGGAAGAUCCAAAUGAAAUGCUUGUUUGUGCAACGGAAUUUAUAAAAGAUCGUUUUUACUUGGUGACAUUGCAGACAGAUAUCAAGCCAAAAAGUACACUUGAUACUCAUUAUUUUACAAUUGAUGAUGAGUUAAUAUAUGAAAAUUUUUAUGCUGAUUUUGGACCACUUAAUUUGUCAAUGUUAUACAGAUAUUGUGAUAAAAUCAAUAAAAAAUUAAAAUCCAUUGCAUUGAGUAAAAAAAAAAUUUUACAUUAUACAACAUUGGAUCCAGAAAAAAGAGUAAAUGCUGCAUUUUUAGCUGCAAGUUAUGCUAUAUUAUACUUGGGUAAAACAGCAAAUGAAGCAUAUGAUAUGCUUGAUAAAAGUCCACACAGCCCACCUUAUGUUAUGUUUCGUGAUGCAUCAUUUGGUACUCCAUGUUUUCAAAUAUCAUUGAGUGAAUGUCUCAGUGCAAUUGAUAAAUGUUAUCAUCUUGGUUUUUUUAAUUUUGAUGAUUUUAAUCAAAAAGAAUAUGAACAUUUUGAAAGAGUACAAAAUGGUGAUCUUAAUUGGAUUGUUCCUGGUAAAUUUAUAGCAUUUUGUGGUCCACAUGCUAAAUUAAAUAAUGAAAAUGGAUAUCCAUUACAUGCACCAGAAUCAUAUUUUACAUAUUUUAAAAGAAAUAAUGUAACAACAAUUGUUAGAUUAAAUAAAAAAAUAUACGAAGCAAUGAGAUUUAUUGAAGCUGGCUUUGAUCAUAAAGAUUUAUUUUUUGCUGAUGGUUCAAUACCAACAGAUUCAAUUGUUCGUAAAUUUUUAAAAAUAUCUGAAAAUACAAGUGGUGCUAUUGCUGUACAUUGUAAAGCUGGUCUUGGAAGAACUGGUUCAUUAAUUGGUUGUUAUAUUAUGAAACAUUAUCAUUUAACAGCACAUGAAACAAUAGCAUGGAUUAGAAUAUGUAGACCAGGUUCUGUUAUUGGACAUCAACAAAGAUGGCUUGAAGAUAAAGAAGAAUAUUUACAUACAUUAAUUGAUGUACCAUUAAAAAAUAUUAAUGGUAAACCACCACAUCAAUAUGGCAUAUAUACAAAAGCUGGAAGAACAAAUGAUGGUUAUUUAACAGCAACAAAAACAAAUAAUUUAAAUCAUGAUAAUGUUUCAAGAAUAAUGCAUCGUGUUGAUGGUAUUAAACUUGAUGAUAAUAAUUCACCAACAACAAGUACAACAUGUACAACAAGUAGAUAUGCAUUAAUGACACAAGGUGAUAAAUUAAAUGAAAUUAAAUUACGUAGAAGAGGCACAUCAAGUAAUUAUUUCAAUGGAAAUUCAAUUGGACAACCCUCUGUUGUAAUUCCGAAUUUGGGACUUCUGCAAGCGAGAAACCAGAAAAGUGGAUUAACACCACUUGUUGGAUCAAAAAAGGACACAAAUAAACGUCUACUUGCGCGUUCAACAACAACAACACUUGUUAAAAGAGCAACAAGAAGAGUGGCAGGAAAUUGCAAGCCAUCAUCUUGUUUUGUUAAGCCAAAAACAAUAAGUCCAUUAAUGACAAAUAAAACAUCAACAUCAACAUCAAUUAAAUCUGGUGGUAGUCCAAAAUUAAGUGGACGUGUUAGAGAUACAUUAGCUGAUAGUCGAGAUGCAUUAUUAUCAUCAAGUAAUCAUGCAAUAACACAAUCAUCAACACCAGGAAUGGUAUUGAGAUCAGCUGAUCGUGUCAGUAGAUACAACUCACUACGACAUGCGCGCACUACAAUUAGUACGAAAACAGCAUUUAUCAGAUGAUUAACCGAUAUUCUUAGUGGUGUUGGGGACGGAGAAAUGAUAACUCGUACUUCACGACAACAAAGAAAAUCACACAGAUUAAAUCCAAUCAUCCAGUGAUUCAUAUCAAUUAUCAACAACGAUGCAUACUACAAUUCACUCUAAUUAUUAAUAAUAAUAAUAAUAAUAAUAAUAGUUAGCUUUAAAAAAAAAAAACAAUGAAUUUAUUAAAACAAAAAGCUUUCUUAACUUUUAAUUGUAAUUUUUUUUUUCUUUUUUGUUUAUUAAUCUAGCAUAGCUAUAAGUAUACUAUCAAAAUGUACUAUUAUAAUAUUUUUUAUUUUAAAAAUAUUCAAAUAAUCAUUUAAUUAUCAUUAAUUCAUUUUUAAAAAAUCAAAAAAUAAUAAUUAUACAUACACAUUACUAUUAAUUUAACUAAAAAUCAUUUACAAAAACAUAUUUAAUUUAAAAAAAAGAAAAAACUGUAAAGUAGUUGUGAUAAUAAUAAAUAUUGAAUUUUUUUUUUUGCACAUUCAUCAUUGUAUAUACAACAGUGUUCAUAAAAUAUCGUUGUAAUACUCACUAAGCAAAAAAACAAUUAUUAAUUCGUUUAAAAAAAUUGUAAAACUUGAUAAUUUUUUUUUUUUCUUUUUGUUUAUAAUUAUACUCACGUGCAAACAUAAUAUCAAUAUUAUAAAAAAUUAUAAUUUAUAUUAAAUUACGUAUUAGUUCAAUAGUAAUAAUAAAAAUCAAGUAUUUACACAUAAUGAUGAAAGGAAAAAAAAAAAUACAUGUAAUAACUGUUUCUCAUUAACUGUAUUUAGAUUUUUUUUCUUAAAAAAACAUUAAUUGUAAAAAAAAAAUAUAUAUAUAUAGAAAAUAAGCACAGAGUAUAAAAAUAAAAAAAAAGCACACUUUUACAAAUUUAGAUAUUAAAAAUGUCUAGAUAAAACAUGUUAAAUUGGUACUACAUAAUAAAAUAUAUAUAUGAUUGAUAAAAAUAGUAAUAAUUUCUGUUAACAUUUUGUUAAUUUAUAUAUCUAUACAUUUAUAAAAAUAAAAUACUAAAAAGACAAAUAAAAAAAAAUAAAUAAAUAUGAUUUAUGUUUAUUAUUAUUUAAUAUUUCACAACUGUACAAAAAUGAAAUAAACAAAUAAAUGUUUCGGUAUGAAAAAAUUUGUAAUAAAUAUUUUAUAAAAAAAUAUAAAAAU
Aphidius gifuensis is the source of this 3419-nucleotide messenger RNA. It is a transcript of the gene cdc14, whose product is annotated as dual specificity protein phosphatase CDC14C-like. The transcript has 9 exons. The coding region runs from base 459 to 2228 and encodes 589 amino acids. Gene Ontology annotation, biological process: protein dephosphorylation; microtubule cytoskeleton organization; cilium assembly. Gene Ontology annotation, molecular function: protein tyrosine/serine/threonine phosphatase activity; protein serine/threonine phosphatase activity. NCBI's taxonomy places the organism in Eukaryota, Metazoa, Arthropoda, Insecta, Hymenoptera, Braconidae. The record is from RefSeq and is a predicted model, not a curated record. Gene Ontology annotation, cellular component: spindle pole; centrosome; nucleolus.